AUGUCGGAUCCUGCUCUUCACAAUCCCCCAUCGAGCAAUCCGCGAUGCGAAGAGUCAAAAAGUCCCGCAACGGCUGCGCCAGAUGCAAAAGUAAACGGUCCGGGCGCUUUAUCAGAUGGCAGAGUUGAGAGUCCAGAGGCGUCGGCGAAACCGGCCAGACAGCCGUCACAGCAGGCAGACAAUGCAUUGCCGCUAGAUGACGCUAAUGCUGGCCAGUCACAAAAUCUGGAUUCGUCAAACUUUGGUCUCGAUGCACCGAAUGGAUUCUGUGAUCAUCUCUGGGAUCUACCUGGUAAUGGAUCACUGCCCGAAUUGACGGAUCUAUGCCCGCCUUCGCCGAUGACGGCCUCGGUAUCGGCCUUUUCACAGCAUCGCGACUCAGUAUAUGACUUUGGGUCAUCGGGUGAUACUGCAGCUGAUCUAUCCCGUUUUCUAUCCUUGAUAGGACCACCACAACGCGAAGAGAACGGUGGCAACAAUAACAGCAAUGGCAAUGGCAAUGGCAGCGUAUAUCGAGACUUUUCGCCCUCGGCUAUUGUCCGUAGCUAUCCCCCUUCAUCGCAGACACAACGGUCCUCAUCGCGUGACUUUGCAACUAUAUCUCGAUCCUUGAACAACCCUUCAUGGACACUAAUCGAGUACUACUUCAAAGAGGUCGCUGCCCUCUUUUCCAGCUAUGACAGUCAAAUGAAUCCAUUCCGCACGACAGUGUCCCGCCUAUGGGGCUCAUCACUAGCAAUGUGCCGUACGAUGCAAAGCAUGGCCGCCGCAACACUAGUCAACGAUUUCCCACAAUUCGGUCCGAUGGGUCGAAAAAUGCGUGACGAAGCUGUUGAAAUCAUCACUCGCGAAGCAGUCAUGGAUGACAAGGCUCUGCUCGCAUUACUCAUGCUAGGCCAAACAGCCAGCUGGCACGACCCCAAGGAUCUGGGGAUAUCUUUCUUCAACCUGCUUCGCAAACAGGUCAACUCGUUGGCCUCGUCAUCGAACAGUCCCAACUUCGGCUUCGUCAAAAAUGUCAGCAACAAUUACCGCUUUUUCGAAGAAGCUCUGAUAUACUGGGAAAUGCUCCUCUCCUUCGUCACGGAUAACGAUUCAAUGGUCUUCUCUGACAACUCUCGCGCCUCGUCAAUGGGCGAAGCACUCGUCCUCCAACGAAUACCACACCCAUGGACCGGCAUCGCCCGAGAUACGCAAUUCACCGUCCACGAAGUAGGCCGAUUAGUCCGUCGCGAACGUAAACGCAUUCGCGCCCGACAAUUCACCUCGCAGGAUGAAAUCGCCCGCGCACAGAUGGCUAUCAAAAAGGCGCAGGAACUGGAAGAACGACUCCUGGGUCUCGCUCAUCCCUCCGAGUCCGAGAUCGUCAGCCCCGGUGACGAAGAAACGCCCGUUUGGCAUCUUCUCACUAUGGCAGAGGUAUACCGCUGCACGGGGCUGAUGCAGUUAUACCGCGUCUUCCCAGAUCUUCUGCGCAAUCGACUCCCGAAUCCAGAUGCAGCGCAGUAUCCUGGUACGGGGUCGAGUGCUCGAGACCCGUUCUUCCCCAUCGACCUGGACAGUAUGAACAUGUUCCCCGGGUUCGGCGAGAGCAAUACAACUCCCACGGCGAAUAAUAACACCAAUUCGUCAAAUACACAAUACACCCCGUCCUCCCCUUCCCACUCUCAACAUCCUACAUCCUCGGAACCCUCCAACCAAGAUCUGCAUGAUAAAUGGCUCACCGAAUUCGCCGUAACAACUCUCUCCCGCCUAAAAACCAUCCCCAUCGAAUCCCGUACCCGCUGUCUCCAACCUUUCCUCCUCGUCGCCGCAUGCAGUGAACUCCGUCUUCCGCGACCAUCGUCAGACUCCCUUCCCACCGGCAAUGCACAGCAACAACACAACUCCAACGAGAACGCUGCCGCCGACGCCGAUGCUGAAGGAACGGGCACUGAAACACCUAGUAUCUCGAUGGAAGCUAUCGAAGUCUCGCGUACACGCCGCUUCAUACUAGGCCGACUGACCUCGUUCUUGCAUGUGUUGCCGCCGAAACCGAUUAAUGUUUGUGUCAGGCUUGUGAAGGAGGUUUGGAGGCGGAUGGAUGCGGGGCAGGCGGACACUUAUUGGAUUGAUGUUAUGAUUGAGAAGGGGUGGGAGACAACGAUGGGGUAG
Messenger RNA from Penicillium cataractarum, 2154 nucleotides. Its product is annotated as Aflatoxin biosynthesis regulatory protein. Gene Ontology annotation, molecular function: transcription cis-regulatory region binding; DNA-binding transcription factor activity. Gene Ontology annotation, biological process: positive regulation of transcription by RNA polymerase II. Lineage: Eukaryota; Fungi; Ascomycota; Eurotiomycetes; Eurotiales; Aspergillaceae. Gene Ontology annotation, cellular component: nucleus. The transcript has 2 exons. The coding region runs from base 1 to 2154 and encodes 717 amino acids. The record is from RefSeq and is a predicted model, not a curated record.